Mya arenaria is the source of this 1528-nucleotide messenger RNA. RefSeq names its product mucin-7-like. NCBI's taxonomy places the organism in Eukaryota, Metazoa, Mollusca, Bivalvia, Myida, Myidae. The transcript has 4 exons. The record is from RefSeq and is a predicted model, not a curated record. The coding region runs from base 127 to 726 and encodes 199 amino acids.
CUUUGUUUUUCCGUAGUCACAUUGUUCUUGGAAAAGAUGGAAGAGUUAGUUGACCGUGGAAAGUGAAAACUUUAGUUUUCCUUAAAGUUUGGGUGAGAUAUUCAUGGUAGUCAGAGAAAUAAAUAGAUGAUGGUUCAUUGCGAGAAAGAGGGUGGGGAAUGCAUUGAUGUGGACUUUGGUACCACCGAUCCUCCAUCUCCGCCGGAAACCACCCGACCGCCCCACCCAACCACCACCCGAGCGCCAUGGCGUCUCACGACAACAACUGUUCCAUCGCCACAACCGUCGGCGUUCCAAUGGUUCUUUAACAACCCAUUUCAACAUUUAUUCAACCCCGUGGUGCCAAUAAUCGAUCAGCCACUCUGGUAUGAUCCCUUCAUUCCGACGAAGAAGCGGACUCUUCCACCGACAUUGGCCCCACCUCCGACAACGGCCGCCCCAAGUACGACAACCGCCGCUCCGACACCCGCACCUACGACAGCCGCUCCCAGAACAACCAGAAAGCCUAAACCGAGAAGGAAGGGACGGCGCGGCCCAAACCGGAAGAAAGCUCGACGUGUCGAAGUGGAGCGCGAGGCACGAAGGAAGCGGCAAGCCCUGUAUGAUCCCUUGGACUACCUCUAUAGUGAGUGUUCCGGAGGUUGGGAAAUCGACAUGGGAUGCAGCGCUCGCGGGAAGAAGGUGUGUUGUUACAGCGCCAAUACCUCCGGGCAUAGGAGAAAGUAGAAAGGGAACUCCUGAAGAACCCCAAAGUCAAGAAGAUGUGGUUGAAACGAGGUCACCGCCCGUGUUUUUCCGUCACAGUUACGUCACAUUUGUGUUUUAAUUACGUCAUUCAUUGCAGCAGCCCUUUUAUCUUUGUAAAUAAAUCAGUGUAAUCGUGUUGGUUUAAUAUUAUUAAUAUUAUGUCAAAACAUCUUAAUUUAUAAACUGUUUAAUUGGCAUAUUAGAUACAAUGUCAGCUUAUUAUCAAUCACAAAACAAUUCUGGAUCAUUUAUAGAAGUAUCACUUACAUAAUAUUAGAAGAAUAGACAUCAUAUGUAUUAUAUCAAUAUAAAGGCAACAAAGAAGAAAACAAGUUUCCAUCAGCAACAGGAUUCCAACUCAAGACCUCUAGGUCUGCAGUCAGGUAUACAAGCCAUGCACCACGGAGGCAUGUAUCUGUGGUAGAGUUUGCAACAAAAUAUUAGGAUAUUUGAGUGUUUAUGUGUGUCAUAUACAUAAACAUUCACCAAAGUUUAACUGAUGCUUUUCAUUUCACAAUACUGUAAACAUUAACUAUUCAGUGUGUCCAUUACAUGUUUUACUUACGAGUGUUAUCUGCACAAGUAGUCGAACUCACAGUUAAUGUACAUGUAUGCAUACAUGUACGAGAAGUCAACUCAAAUACAACCAGCAACCGUAUAUCUUUACACAGAAAAGUAUACGAAAAGCCAUUCCAAAUAUAAAUUCAUUAAAAAUAGCAGUACUCCAUAUUAUUGGUUUUCCUAAUUGAAAGAAAUGAAUUUAAAAAAAGUUCUUCAAACA